Messenger RNA from Drosophila grimshawi, 1103 nucleotides. It is a transcript of the gene Hsp27, whose product is annotated as heat shock protein 27. Gene Ontology annotation, biological process: response to heat; protein refolding. The transcript has a single exon. Gene Ontology annotation, molecular function: protein folding chaperone. NCBI's taxonomy places the organism in Eukaryota, Metazoa, Arthropoda, Insecta, Diptera, Drosophilidae. The record is from RefSeq and is a predicted model, not a curated record. The coding region runs from base 106 to 762 and encodes 218 amino acids.
UUGCACGAAAUACGACUGCUGCGCAGAAGUAAGCAAAAAGUCGAAGAAAAAAGAGCAAAAGAAAAAUUUUAAAUUUAAAUACAAAGAAAGAAUAAAGCAAAAAAAAUGUCGAUUGUUCCACUGCUGAGUUUGGCACGCGAUCUCGAAAGUGCUUACAACGACUGGGAUCAUUUGUUGGACGAUGACUUCGGAUAUGGAGUACACGCUCACGAACUGUUCCAUCGUUCACCGCGUCCUUUGAUGCCACACCAGCUGCAACUGCAUCGUCGCCGCUCUCAUUUCAAUCCCUACGACCGCCAUCAUCAUCAUCCGCUGGCGUUGCGUCGUCGUGGCUCCUCUGGCGGCGGUCAAAAUGCUCUGCUGCCCGUGAUUGGCAAGGAUGGUUUCCAGGUGUGCAUGGAUGUGGCCCAAUUCAAGCCGAGCGAACUGUCUGUCAAAGUGGUGGACAAAACCGUCAUUGUCGAGGGCAAACACGAGGAGCGGGAGGAUGGACACGGCUUGAUUCAGCGUCAUUUUGUGCGUAAAUAUACCUUACCCAAGGACUACAAUGCCAACGAUGUCGUCUCGACGGUCUCCUCGGAUGGGGUGCUCACGUUGAAGGCGCCUCCGCCACCCAACAAGGAGCAGGCCAAGCAGGAACGCAUCGUCCAAAUUCAACAAACUGGACCGGCUCACUUAAACGUCAAGGCGCCAGAGGGCGCCACCAACGCCAAAGACAAAGGCGAAAAUGGCGCAACUGAGAAAAUGGAGACCGGCAAAUAGAACAGCGACAACGAAUAUGCAUAGAGGAGAGAACGAUUGAAAACGAAGUGUGCCACGCUGUUCGGAGAGUGCAAGACUAAAAAGAAACUCGGACACACGCAUGCAUACAUUAACACAUACACAUCACACUAACACUAGCAUUAAGACAUUUAUAACUGGCAUUUUAUUAAUGUUCAAUUUCCAGUUCCUGUGCACUUUAAAACUACAGUCCAUCCAUGUAAAUUCACUUAAUUUCAUUCAAGAUUAAGAACAGCGGGUGCACUUCAUUGUAUCAUCGUAUUUAUAUUUGUUUCAAUUGCUAAGAUCGAAUAAAGAUAAAGAUAAACAUAAAUAAAUACCUA